Messenger RNA from Klebsormidium nitens, 2441 nucleotides. NCBI's taxonomy places the organism in Eukaryota, Viridiplantae, Streptophyta, Klebsormidiophyceae, Klebsormidiales, Klebsormidiaceae. The record is from the annotation of a GenBank genome assembly.
GUGCACUUGAGGUUUCAGCAGGCUAGCCAGGAAUUUAAGGGGCGCAUGCUCAUUAGAAAGGGCUGGCAUGCUGAGAAGAAGCUGCAAACAUUUUGGAAAAAGCAUGCGGGGUCCGCCGCAGCUGAGGGGCGCUGCCAGAUUCUGGGAAGCGUAGGUCGCUGCAAUAAUGCGUCCACUUUCGUUUGGGGGCUACGACAUGGAUCCGCAUGGGGUGGGGCUCCUUUUUCUUGGCGCAGUUGGGGGUGCUCUUCUUCUCCCAUUGCUGCGCCUGCUCAAGUGGCUGGUGACGUCAUUCUGGGAGGAGUCGGUCCCGCUGAUCGAGGUGGGGACCGAGAAAGUUGAUCGGGUGGAAAAGUCAAAGCGUGUCGAGAACCACUACAUCUAUGUGCCUCGGAAGAAAGACGAGCAUCCGAAUCGAGUCAAUUGCUACGAUCCGGCGACCAUGGAGUACCUUGGAUUUGUUCCAGCCCUGAACGCCGAGUCGGUGCGUGCACAUGUGGAGAAAGCGAGGGCCGCGCAGAAAGAGUGGUGCAAAAGCAGCUUUGCCGUCCGGCGACGGCUGCUCCGAGUCCUUCUCAGAUAUAUUGUGGAGAAUCAGGAGAUCAUCUGUCGCAUCUCUGCGCGCGACUCUGGGAAGGUAAUGGUCGACGCGGGGCUCGGGGAAGUCCUCACCACGUGCGAGAAGAUUGCGUGGCUGCUCUCGGAAGGCGAGCGGUGGUUGCGGCCCGAGCGGCGGUCCGUCGGACGCACGAUGCUGCACAAGGUCGCGCGCGUGGAGUACGAGCCGCUCGGCGUUCUGGGUGCAAUCGUGCCAUGGAACUACCCGUUCCAUAACCUGUUUAACCCAGUACUAGCGGGCGUGUUUGCGGGAAACGCGGUCGUAGUCAAGGUAUCCGAGCACACUAGCUGGUCCGCCGGUUUCUACCAGUCCAUCAUCCACAAGGCCCUCGAGACCGUUGGCGCCCCGCACGACUUGGUGCACAUUGUUACCGGCUACGGGGCGACCGGGCAAGCCCUUGUCGAGUCCGGUGUGAAUAAGCUCACGUUCGUCGGGAGCACUGCCGUGGGGAAGAAGGUCAUGGCGGCGGCCGCAGAAACCUUGACACCGGUGGUUCUGGAACUAGGGGGAAAAGACCCGUUCGUAGUCUGCGACGACGCAGACCUGGAACAGGUGGUGUCAAUUGCGCUGCGGGGGGCGUUCCAGGGGAGCGGGCAGAACUGCGCGGGGGCGGAAAGGUUUUACGUCCAGGAGGGUAUUUACACCGAGUUUGUGGACAGGGUGGUGGGCAGUGUGAAUACGAUGCGGGUGGGGCCGGCGCUCGAGCGGGGGCACAGUGACGUGGACAUGGGGGCGGUGUGUAUGCCGACACACGUGGAUCACUUACAGAGCCUUGUAGACGAAGCGGUCGCGGCAGGAGCGAAAGUGCUUGCGGGGGGCACGCCGUUGCCUGAGAUAGGGGGGCACUUCUACCCCCCCACUGUGCUGGUGAAUGUCAAUCAUGGGAUGCGGAUAAUGCAGGACGAGGUUUUCGGACCGAUCAUGUGCAUCAUGCGAUUCGACACGGACGAUAAAGCGGUCGAGCUCGCAAACGACUGCCGAUUCGGACUGGGGAGUAGCGUGUUCUCGGGGAGCAAACGACGGGCGCGCGCGAUCGCGAGCCGGAUACGGGCCGGCAUGGUUUCCAUUAACGAUUUCAACGCGACGUAUAUGUGUCAGUCUCUGCCGUUCGGGGGCGUCGGUGACAGCGGCUUUGACCGCUUUGCGGGCGUCGAAGGGUUGCGCGGGUGCUGCUCCGUCAAGUCGAUUGCGGAAGACAGGUUCUCGUUCGUCAAAACGUACAUUCCAAAGCCGAUCCAGUACCCCGUAUCAAGCUCGGGGUUCCAAUUCCUGCAAGCCUUAGUGGGGCUCUUCUACGGGGCGGGCUUGCGGCGGAAGGUCAGCGCGGGCUGGGCUUUGGUGCAAUGCAUGCUGCCGCCGCCGAAAGCCGUAGAAACGCAGGCGAAAACGAAGGGGUCGAAAAAGGCGAAGUAGCGGAAACCGCUACCGAGAGGGGCCGAAUCGGUGCAAGGGAAACUGGGAAGCGUACGGAAAACGUGUAGUGUCCAAACAUUCUUUGCUGCAAACGCUUGAACAAGGUAGAUGUGGAAGCUUGCAAGGCAGCUGGCAGCAGCCCGGCCGUGGGAAAGCAAAUUUUUCCGUGCGGUCAGUCAUGUAGUCAAUAAGGACGAAGGCCAAAGUAAGGUCACGCAAGCCUGAGUGUAUGGCUAUUCAUGCCCCAUUUAUUCGAUCGGCGGUGAUUUGUGCUCAGUGCUACAACUCCGACUUCGUAAGAAACACAGGUCCUCAGAUGACUUGCAAGUGACAAGAAUCAGUGUCUUUGCCAUCGUGCGAGGGACUCAACAGCGUCCUGGCAAUUGACGGUCGGAUCUUCGUGCAGUAC